GUAGAUGAGAAACGGCUCUUUUUGCAUGACUAUGGUAUUCAAGAGAUCUGAACUGUGUCAGGAAACUCGUCACUGAAGUACCCUUGGAAAACUACAGAUCCAUUUGCAGCUGUUAAGCAUAGGUAUCUCCUGAAUUCUCACUAUGUCUGAUGGGGACUAUGAUUACCUCAUAAAGUUUCUAGCACUCGGUGAUUCUGGAGUAGGAAAGACCAGCCUUCUUUACCAAUAUACGGAUGGCAAAUUUAAUUCCAAAUUUAUCACAACGGUGGGCAUUGACUUCCGGGAAAAGAGAGUGGUGUAUAGACCCAAUGGGCCAGAUGGUGUUGGUGGCAGAGGACAGAGGAUACAUCUUCAGCUCUGGGAUACUGCAGGGCAGGAAAGGUUUCGUAGCUUGACAACAGCUUUCUUCAGAGAUGCCAUGGGGUUUCUUCUUCUCUUUGAUUUGACAAAUGAGCAAAGCUUUCUGAAUGUCAGGAACUGGAUAAGUCAGCUACAAAUGCAUGCAUAUUGUGAAAACCCUGACAUUGUAUUAUGUGGAAACAAGAGUGAUCUGGAAGACCAAAGAAUGGUGAAAGAAGAAGAGGCUAAGGAACUUGCAGAAAAAUAUGGAAUACCAUAUUUUGAAACGAGUGCAGCUAAUGGGAAUAAUGUAAGCAAAGCCAUUGAAACUCUGCUUGACCUCAUAAUGAAGCGCAUGGAACGGUGUGUGGAUAAAUCCUGGAUCCCAGAAGGGGUGGUGCGCUCCAAUGGGCACAGCUCUACAGAACAACUGAAUGAGGAGCAAGAAAAAGGCAAAUGUGGCUGUUAACUCAGUUACAAUUAAGUUUAAUGUAUAUGCUAAAGUAUAGUACAGUUGCAGCUUAACUGUUUAACUUAUGGACGAAUCACAUUGUGUAGUUAUUUAAUGAGCUAUAGUAAUUCUUGAUACAAGUUUUUGGUUUUUUUCCUCUCAAACAACAUUGACCUUUGCUUGCAAGGUAUGCAGUUUAUUAGUGAUGGGACAGAGGUUUAAUUUGGUGUAGCACUGGAUAUUACUCUAAUUCUCUACUUUGGAAGGAAGGGAAGGAGAGGAAUUUUCAUUACGAAAUUCAGAAACAUCUCUCUGUAUGGGCAAUGAGAAAGGAUAGGUUACUGAAUUGAAGGAUUUUCAAUUGCCCUUUGAAGGCUCCAUUAACUACACAGACUAGGCUUUUAAAUUAGAUAUUCUGACAGCUCUUAGUCUCUGCUAACAGCAAGCUUACCAACAUGGUUCUUGGUUUUGAACAGAAACGUUUAAUCAUUUCAUCAAUCAAUAACAAUCUUAAAGAGUAAAUCUUGUGUUUUCCACAAAAGCCUGUGAGUAGCUUUUCCUUGCUCUCUCAAACUGUCAGUUUUUAGUGAUGAAAACCAAAAGAAAGCUAUUCUAUAUAGAAUAAAAAACUACAGAGAAGCAGGGGGGUGCAUAUGUAGAGCACUUUGGGUAUGUCAUGAAAUUGAACAUGUAAACUACAACUGUACUAUAUAAAAUAUAUCCAACACAGCCUAUGAGACCUCCUGACAUCAUUUGAAUUUCUAAAAUGUGCAUAUACAUAUAUUUGUAUGUAAAUGGCAUAACUGUACAUCUGUUGUUAUGUUUUGUUUAUGUUACCACUCAUGUUUUAACGGAAUGUAGGGCAACCUAGAUGUCAGCAAAAUUUCAUC
Messenger RNA from Fulmarus glacialis (Northern fulmar), 1680 nucleotides. RefSeq names its product RAB27A, member RAS oncogene family (gene RAB27A). The coding region runs from base 143 to 808 and encodes 221 amino acids. Gene Ontology annotation, biological process: melanosome transport; positive regulation of exocytosis. Gene Ontology annotation, molecular function: GTPase activity; GTP binding. NCBI's taxonomy places the organism in Eukaryota, Metazoa, Chordata, Aves, Procellariiformes, Procellariidae. The record is from RefSeq and is a predicted model, not a curated record. Gene Ontology annotation, cellular component: secretory granule; melanosome. The transcript has 6 exons.